AUGGAUGGAACAAGCGGCGGCGGCCUGGUGAGCGACGUGCACCCGAACGGCGGAGACAUCGACUCGCUGCUGUCGAGCGACGCGGACAAGAAGCCGCGGCGGCUGCACGAGCCGUACGAGCGGCACCGCGCGCACGACCUGCGCGCCGAGUGCUACCGGCGCGGGCUGCGGCCCAUCAAGAAGGGCCCCCACGCCAACGACAACAAGGGCGGGUACAUCGAGCUCCUGCGCCGCAACGACGGGAGUACCGGACCCGCUCUGAAUUCCACCAACCCUGUGAAUAUUAAUAAUGGAGCACUACCGUCUCUACUCCGAGAAAGUCAAAGUGACCAAAGCGUCGGCAACGCCACGGAAAACGACGUGCAAAUCAUGGUCAACAACAAGAGGAAACUGCCGACCAUGACGAUGCAGACUCAGACUCAGACGGACUCGAAUGGAUCAGGUGAACUUCAAGGGUUCUACGAAGGGGGUCAACCCACGCUGGUGCCGGUACUGCCCAUGCAGUACCCUAGCAACCCCAAUUUAAACAAGGCGUCGGCCAAUCCGACCACGGACCUGGAGAUUCUGAGCGGCAUCGCCAACUCGUACACGCAGAACGCGGCGGCUGAUGGACAAUUGUGCGGCAAUUGCCGGACGGUGGUCACGGAUCAGCUGAUGGAGUCCAUUCGGCUGGGCAAGACCAAGAUGCAGCUGCAGGAGUGGCACAAGCUGACGGAGCAGCGGGAUCGAGAUACCAACCACUUGAAGGACGUGCUGGACAUCUUGCAGGGCCUGAGGAGGUCCUACAGAGAGGCGCAGCAGAGCGGCAUGGGCCACGACCUGCUCGUCGAGCUGCAGGAUGACAUGGCGUUCUUUAGAACACUGAAGGAGCAGACGAAGGAGAGGAUGCGGCAGGCCAUGCGGGACGCUCGAGAACGAUCAACCAACAAGCCCAACGCGUCGGCUUAA
Molecule: messenger RNA, 948 nt
Organism: Phytophthora sojae
Lineage: Eukaryota; Oomycota; Peronosporomycetes; Peronosporales; Peronosporaceae
Exons: 2
Coding region: 1-948 (315 amino acids)
Source: RefSeq, a predicted model, not a curated record